AUGUCGCCUGAUUGUGUUUCCCAUUUGCUGGUUGUGCGCUGGCAGCUCUUUGGUGUGAUUGACGCUAUCCAACUGAGUAACCUUGAAGAUGUGAUAAAAGUCGGCAAUAUCUCGGUUCUUUUCGACAGCAUCAUCAAAACAAACCGAGUUGAGAAUCGCUAUCGGAAGUGGGAGGAAACGCAGAUUGGUUUUCUCUACUGUGUAUUUAGAUGGAAAAUGGCAGCUGUUAUAGGAAAUCCGGGAAGUUCCCAACCCAUCCUGUUCCCCACUCGUGUACCCCCGGAAGUCCAAGCACUAAUGAAAGCAGCCAAUAAGAUGGACAAACCAUUGUUUCGUAAGAUGAUCAAAUUGGCACUUGGGUAUCUCCAGGGAACUCUGACCCCAGAAGAAUGUGAGGCAAGCAUGCAACAGUUGUGUGAAUCCAUUAGCCCUUCAGUAACUGAAGAAACAGUAAUGACUGUAAGCAUACAGCAUGCAGGUGUUAUUACAUUACUAAGGACAGCUCUAAGGAUAAACACAGUGACAACUCGACAAGAUAUGCUGAUUGUAGAUCUUAAAAAUCUUGGGUUGCCAGAGGAAUUUGCUUCAGAUGUCUGUAAGGUUGUGUAUGGUCCUGCUCGUCCUGAUAUUGACUCCCAGCUGAUUGCUGCUUCACCAUCCCUUCCACAUUUGAGUAAUCUUGAGUGGAGAGUAGAAGUCACAAUUUCCACUAGCUGGUUGUCUCGUGUCCUGGAACCUGUUGUUAUGAUGAGGAUGAAUACAAGUGAUGGAGCACUGCACACAUUUCAGGUUCCUCUUUCAAAAUUUCAUCAACUUAGGUUCACCGUUGCCAAUCUUCUACGACAGAUGGAAGCCCUAAAAGAAUCACCCCUCUCUAAAAAAUAAGUUUCCCAAUUGAUUAUGAUUAUUGUACUUGAAAAAGGCAAAAUGCACCAUUGUUUUUUUCCCAGGUUAAAUGAUUUAAUGUUUAUGUCUCAUAAUCUUUAUGGAUUAAAUAAAUAUUAUAUUUAUAAA
Messenger RNA from Penaeus vannamei (Pacific white shrimp), 1014 nucleotides. It is a transcript of the gene LSm-4, whose product is annotated as Like Sm protein 4. Gene Ontology annotation, cellular component: nucleus. Lineage: Eukaryota; Metazoa; Arthropoda; Malacostraca; Decapoda; Penaeidae. The record is from RefSeq and is a predicted model, not a curated record.